Argiope bruennichi is the source of this 1254-nucleotide messenger RNA. RefSeq lists its product as uncharacterized. The coding region runs from base 1 to 1254 and encodes 417 amino acids. The transcript has a single exon. The record is from RefSeq and is a predicted model, not a curated record. Lineage: Eukaryota; Metazoa; Arthropoda; Arachnida; Araneae; Araneidae.
AUGCAUUGCCCACACACCUACCUCAAAACCACAACCCGCACACAUGCAUUGCCCACACACCUACCUCAAAACCACAACCCGCACACAUGCAUUGCCCACACACCUACCUCAAAACCACAACCCGCACACAUGCAUUGCCCACACACCUACCUCAAAACCACAACCCGCACACAUGCAUUGCCCACACACCUACCUCAAAACCACAACCCGCACACAUGCAUUGCCCACACACCUACCUCAAAACCACAACCCGCACACAUGCAUUGCCCACACACCUACCUCAAAACCACAACCCGCACACAUGCAUUGCCCACACACCUACCUCAAAACCACAACCCGCACACAUGCAUUGCCCACACACCUACCUCAAAACCACAACCCGCACACAUGCAUUGCCCACACACCUACCUCAAAACCACAACCCGCACACAUGCAUUGCCCACACACCUACCUCAAAACCACAACCCGCACACAUGCAUUGCCCACACACCUACCUCAAAACCACAACCCGCACACAUGCAUUGCCCACACACCUACCUCAAAACCACAACCCGCACACAUGCAUUGCCCACACACCUACCUCAAAACCACAACCCGCACACAUGCAUUGCCCACACACCUACCUCAAAACCACAACCCGCACACAUGCAUUGCCCACACACCUACCUCAAAACCACAACCCGCACACAUGCAUUGCCCACACACCUACCUCAAAACCACAACCCGCACACAUGCAUUACCCACACACCGACACCUACCUCAAAACCACAACCCGCACACAUGCAUUACCCACACACCCCGACACCUACCUCAAAACCACAACCCGCACACAUGCAUUACCCACACACCCCGACACCUACCUCAAAACCACAACCCACACACAUGCAUUACCCACACACCCCGACACCUACCUCAAAACCACAACCCACACACAGGCAUUACCCACGCCUCCAACACCAACCCCCUAAAAGACAGCUCAAGCUCUCAUUACCCACUUCGUCUGCUCUACCUCCAAUCCAUGGUUCUCGUAAAUAUCGACACUCCCAGCCCAUCCACAGUCCACAAUUUUCACACCUACAAAUACAUUACCCCGCUAACACCAACUCUCAAUACUACGUACAAUGUCCGAUAUCACGACUGGUUAAUGAAGAAAAUCACGUCUUGCCCAUAACGCAUGGUGAAGUAGCUUGCAUACUCAUCACAUUGACUAUUUUCAAAUUCCACAAAGUUGUCACCCCACUCACUGCCCAAUGA